CUCUAUCUAGAUCUUUGGUCUGGUUCUUCCUCUUCUUCCUCAGCCUCACAACUUUCUCGCUCUUCGUUUUCACCGACCGCCAACACACAUUCACUCCCACACUUUCAACUACUUCCAAUUUCUUCUCAAUUCCAAUUCCGAUUUCCAAGCUGCUCUAAUUCUCAUUUUUUUUUUUAAAUCAAUUAUUAAUUAUGGCUUCCAACGUUUCUUUGGUUUAGAGGAGUAUUGUUUUCUGCUUGGAUUGAUUUCGGCAUAAUUGCUCUUUUUUAGAAAGAUGAAGAGUGUCCGGGAAUGGUUUUUCUCUCAGAUAGUAUCCAAGUCAGUGGUAUCUUCUAGACCACUAUCAGGCAGUGACAGUUUCUUUGAUGAAGAACCUGUUGAUGAAGAGCUUGAUGACCAAGGUGAAGCUCGUUCAUCCAGUUUGGAGGCAACACCUGUCUCUCAUGCGCCGUGCUCUUCUAAUAGCAACCAGGAAAAUCAUCCUCAACCCUCAAUGCAGCAACUUGUGAUUAAUUAUUCUAACAAUUCUCACCAUGGUACCAAUGAAAAAAAGAUUGAUCCACUGAUAAAGAUUGAGGACCUUCAAGUCAAGUUCCUGCUUCUUCUUCGCCGGCUUGGGCUGCCAGAGAACAAUCUUCUAGUUGCAAAGGUUCUAUAUCGAAUUCACCUAGCAACUCUGAUACGGGCAGAGGAUUCGGAUCUGAAAAGAAUCUAUCGUGGUAGCAAUAAGGCCAGAGCUAUAGUAGCAGAACGAGAAGCAGCUGGCCUGCCUGAAUUGGAUUUCUCUAUCAGAAUACUUGCUCUUGGAAAAACAGGGGUUGGCAAGAGUGCUACAAUAAAUUCUAUAUUUGAUCAGACUAAAACUAUGACAGAUGCAUUUCGACCUGCUACAGAUCACAUUCAAGAGGUUGUGGGAACUGUUAAUGGAAUUAGAAUAACCAUCAUUGAUACUCCUGGUCUUUUACCUCCAUCUGCAAGUAGUGCUAAAAGAAAUAAGAGGAUCCUACAUUCUGUGAAGAGAUUCAUAAGAAAAUCACCACCUGACAUAGUAUUAUACUUUGAUCGCUUAGACCUUGUCAGUAUGAGCUAUAAUGACUUCCCUCUUUUCAAACUUAUUAGUGAUGUGUUUGGUGCUGCAAUUUGGUUCAACACCAUUCUUGUCACGACUCAUUCUUCCUCUGCACUUCCAGAGGGACCUAAUGGUUACCCCAUAAACUUUGAAUCUUACGUGUCCCACUUCACAGAUUAUGUGCAGGAGAAUAUACAGCAGGCAGUCGCUGACCCAAGGCUUGAAACCCCUGUACUUUUAGUUGAGAACCAUCCUCAGUGCAAGAAAAAUACGAUGGGGGAAAAGAUUCUUCCCAAUGGGCAGGUUUGGAGAUCACAAUUUUUGCUAUUAUGCAUUUGUACUAAAGUUCUCAGUGAUGUCAAUGUCAUCUUGAAAUUGCAAGAGAGUAUUGAGCUGGGGCCAGUGAAUGCAUCCAGGCUACCUUCUCUUCCGCACCUCCUCUCAUCUCUUCUAAGGCAUUGUCAGACAGUGAGUCCAAGUGGAGGUGACAAUGACAUUGAUGAAAGCUUAAUCUUAGAUGCAGAGGAAGAAGAUGAGUAUGACCAACUACCUCCAAUCCGUAUCCUGACAAAAUCUCAGUUUAAGAGACUGACUAAGUCACAGAAAAAAGAAUAUCUCGAUGAAUUGGACUAUAGAGAGACUCUAUAUUUGAAGAAACAAUUAAAAGAGGAGCAUGCCAAGCGGAGGGAGAACAAGCUUCUCAUGGGGGAAAAGUUAGCAAAUGAUGAUAAUGCGGAUAGUCAGCAAGCAUCCGCAGAAGAUGUCUCGCUACCGGAUGCGGCAUUUCCUCCAAGUUUUGACUCAGAUUUCCCUGUGCAUAGAUAUCGUUGCCUUGUUACAAGUGAUCAGUGGCUUGUGAGACCAGUCCUUGAUCCCCAAGGAUGGGAUCAUGAUGUUGGCUUUGAUGGAGUAAGCAUCGAAACAGCUAUGGCUAUAAACCAGGAUGUUUUUGCCUCAGUCACUGGGCAGAUGAGCAAGGACAAGCAGGAUUUUAGUAUUCAAUCCGAGUGCGCUGCAUCUUACUCGGGACCUGGUGGAGCUACUUAUUCUGUUGGUUUAGAUGUUCAGUCUGCCGGAAAGGAUUUGAUGUAUACAGUUCACAGCAAUACAAGGCUUCCAAACUUGUGGCACAACUUUGGUGACUGUGGUGUUUCAUUGACCUCCUUUGAUAACAAGUAUUACAUUGGCGCCAAGCUUGGAGAUUCCAUUUCAUUGGGGAAGAGAUUGAAAUUUGUAGUUAAUGCUGGUAGAAUGAGUGGUCCUGGGCAAGCAGCAUAUGGAGGGAGCUUUGAAGCUAUUGUUAGGGGAAGAGACUACCCAGUCAGAAAUGACAUGGUCAGUCUGACAAUGACUCUUCUCUCUUUAAAAAAGGAGAUGGUAUUGACUGGAAAUGUACAGUCUGAGUUUCGACUUAAUCGGAACUUGAAAGUAUCAGUCAACGCCAACAUGAAUAGUCAGAAGAUGGGGAGGAUUAACGUCAAAACAAGCAGUGCCGAGCAUUUGCAAAUUGCGCUAAUUGCAGCUUUCACACUCGUCAAAGCCCUUUCUCGAAGAAGAAAAGGAACUGAAAGCUUAAAUGGGGAAGAAAUAGAGAGCUGAUGGAAUUUCUAUUGCUUAUUUGGUACUGAGGUAUUUUUGUUUCAAGUGGGCAUGGGCCAUCUUAUUACAGAGAACCGAGUUACGGGUGUUUCCACCCUAUUAAGGAGGAGCCAAGAGUAGGAGAUAUUCAUUCCCAUUGUUCCAUGUUCCAACUUCUCUUGAGACAUCUAUAUGAGAUUGAGACAACUUCUCUGGAAAAUGUAAUGAUGCUGCCGAGUGACAUGAUCAGUUUUUGGUCAUAUGAUCACAAAUUCAAGUUCAGUUUCUGAAUUCUGAGGGUUCAGUUGACAGCCAUUUUUGUUUUAUAUAAUUAUAUUCUCAAAGGAAAUGAGGCAAAGAAGUGUACAGUGAAUAGUGGAGAUGAAUUUUCAUUUUGAUAGCAAGGUUGAUCUAAAUAAUAGUAAAUCAUAAUUUGAAUAAAUGAUGUCUGUUUAGCUUUAUCAUGUUCUUGCUCAACAAUAAGGUAUAGUUGGUGUAUUAGCACACAAGAUUUUUCUCCAUUUGACCUUUCUU
Messenger RNA from Humulus lupulus (European hop), 3181 nucleotides. Its product is annotated as translocase of chloroplast 90, chloroplastic. Gene Ontology annotation, biological process: protein targeting to chloroplast. Gene Ontology annotation, molecular function: GTP binding; GTPase activity. Gene Ontology annotation, cellular component: chloroplast outer membrane. The transcript is spliced from 3 exons. NCBI's taxonomy places the organism in Eukaryota, Viridiplantae, Streptophyta, Magnoliopsida, Rosales, Cannabaceae. The record is from RefSeq and is a predicted model, not a curated record. The coding region runs from base 275 to 2668 and encodes 797 amino acids.